UAUAUAUAGAGUUUAUAAGGAGACCUUAUCUGAAAGUGAGAAUUGAGAAUUGAGAGUUGAGAGUGAUGAAAGCUACUACAAGUCAAGUCGCCCGCUCAAGUUCAUCAUGCGCGGCCUGCAAGUUUCUCAAACGGAAAUGCACAGACGCUUGUCUAUUCGCUCCUUACUUCCGUUCCGACGAGCCUAAGAAGUUCGCUAAAGUUCAUAAGGUCUUCGGCGCCAGCAACGUCGGAAAAAUCCUUGCUGAAGUUCCCGAGGACCGACGCGAGGACGCGGCUAAUUCUCUCGUCUACGAGGCUGAGGUUAGACUAAGCGAUCCUGUUUAUGGAUGCAUCGGCGCUAUUGCUCUCUUGCAGCAGAGGAUGAUGGAGCUCCAGCAAGAUCUGGCUGUCGCAAGAGGCAAACUGGAGAAUUGCGCCGCCGCCGCUAGAUUGGCCGCCGCCGACGAGUAUUGUCAAUCUAAUAAUAAUAAUUAUUAUAAUAAUGUACAGAAUGUUGUUGGCGGUGAUUAUGGUUAUGGUUCUUCGUCUUACCUUGGAUUUACGGAAGGCUUCGAUUGGAGUGAAUUGGGAUCGGAUCAAAUUGGUAUUGGUUUGAUAUCGGAUGGAUUUGGUCAAAUUCCAUUUCCUUUAUAACUUCUUUUAUCUCACUCUCACUUGUUUCGUAAUUAAUUAAUUAAUGCUUUCAGAUGUACUGCAUUAUGAGAUUAUUGGUAUUUAUUUGUUUAAGAAAUGGAAGUUUACUAUAAAAAAAAAAAAACAGUAAUUUAAUAUGGAUAUAAUGAGAUAAAACAUAAAAAAUAAAAUAAAAAAGAAUGAAAAAGUAAAAUAUCCAGCUUUGAGUAUUGAGCACAAAUUCCUAUUCUAUAAUAACUACAAAUACAAAUCGGAUCAGUCCAUAGCUGCCGUCUAAACCAAACUUCUUCCAAAAACAAAUAAAAUAUUAGCUCCCCCUAGAGAAGUACA
Messenger RNA from Impatiens glandulifera, 965 nucleotides. RefSeq names its product LOB domain-containing protein 21-like. The transcript has a single exon. Lineage: Eukaryota; Viridiplantae; Streptophyta; Magnoliopsida; Ericales; Balsaminaceae. The record is from RefSeq and is a predicted model, not a curated record. Bases 66 to 635 code for a protein of 189 amino acids.